Messenger RNA from Prorocentrum cordatum, 524 nucleotides. The record is from the annotation of a GenBank genome assembly. Lineage: Eukaryota; Dinophyceae; Prorocentrales; Prorocentraceae.
UGCAGCUUAAUGCUUUCUGUCUGGGGUAUCUGUAAGCGUAUUUGUUUGCAGCCUUUGUGGCGCAAUGCAUCAGGUGCUUCGCUGGGCACACGUCUUAUGGGUGCCGUUGUGCGCGAUGCCCGCACUGCACUGAGCGCAGUUGGGACCGCGGGCGAGGGCGCCUUCCUCUGGAGACGGCCCGCCGAGGGCCCUGGCGCGCGUGGCCGCGCUGCCUCCGCGGGGCCGAGGCUGCUGGAGCCGGUGCUGGGCGCGACCGCCGCCUUGCCGCUCGCCGGGGCAUUUGGCGCGGCGCCGCGGAGCGCGCGCCAACGGCUGCCGUCCGCGGAGGCUGGCGCCUCCGUGCCGCCCUCCGCGGCCGCGGUCGCCUGGGGCGAGGAGAUUCUCGGCGGCGACGGGCCAAGUGGCAUUGUUUCUCAGGGUGAAACGGCGCCCUCCUCAGAUUGCCUGUAGCGGGGAGUCGCGAGCCCAUUAAAAAGGGGCGAACCGAGCAAAACGGGUCAUGUAGCGUGUUUUUCUUAGGAUCU